Labrus bergylta (ballan wrasse) is the source of this 5587-nucleotide messenger RNA. The record is from RefSeq and is a predicted model, not a curated record. NCBI's taxonomy places the organism in Eukaryota, Metazoa, Chordata, Actinopteri, Labriformes, Labridae.
UCAACAUGUUUCCACAAUCAGGGAAAUCGAUUGUCUUUGACAACUUUCCAGAUCCAACAGACACUUGGGAAAUUAUCGAGACAAUUGGAAAAGGGACCUACGGAAAAGUCUACAAGGUGCUCAACAAAAUUGAUGGAAGCAAAGCGGCUGUAAAGAUACUGGAUCCAAUUCAUGAUAUCGACGAGGAGAUCGAAGCGGAGUACAACAUCCUCAAAGCGCUCUCUGACCACGCCAACGUUGUCAAGUUCUACGGGAUGUAUUACAAGAAGGAUAUAAAAUGUGGAGAUCAGCUGUGGCUUGUCUUGGAGCUCUGCAAUGGUGGCUCUGUGACAGAUCUGGCCAAAGGCAUGCUGAAGAGAGGAGACAGGAUGGAUGAACCCAUCAUUGCCUUCAUCAUACAUGAGGCCCUCAUGGGCCUCCAGCACCUGCACAUAAACAAUACCAUCCACCGAGACGUCAAAGGCAAUAACAUCCUGUUGACAACCCAUGGAGGGAUCAAGCUUGUGGAUUUCGGUGUUUCUGCCCAGCUGACAAAUACCCGCCUAAGGAGGAACACCUCUGUGGGAACUCCCUUCUGGAUGGCUCCCGAGGUAAUAGCGUGUGAGCAGCAGCUCGACUCGACCUAUGACGCUCGCUGCGAUGUGUGGUCGCUCGGCAUCACCGCCAUAGAGCUGGGUGAUGGAGACCCACCUCUGUCUGACCUCCACCCAAUGAGAGCCCUUUUCAAAAUACCCAGAAAUCCUGCUCCGACUCUCCACCAGCCCGAGCUCUGGUCAGACGACUUUAAUGACUUCAUCUGCAAAUGUCUUAUUAAGGACUUUGAGCUGAGACCAAAUGUGCUAGACCUGCUGCAGCACGUGUUCAUCAAACAGAUUGUCGGCAGAGAGAAAAUCCUGCAGAAGCAAUUGAUUGAGCUCAUUGAUCUCAACCAACAAAUAGGAGCCAUUGAAAAAACAAGCCAUCAUGGAAAGACAGACAGACGCAGAGACAGUAAUGACAGGCAUGAGCGCAUGCACACUAAAAGAGGAAGCCACAUGAAGACGCAGAGUGCGGACGAGGUGGACGACCUCGCCACCCUCGAAGUUCUAGAUGAGAACACAGUCACAGAGCAGCUUCAGAGCCGCUAUGGAAGAGAUCAGAUUUACACGUACGUCGGAGACAUCCUCAUCGCAGUCAACCCUUUCCAUAAGAUGGAGAUAUACACUCCUCAGUAUACUAAGAUAUACAUCGGGGCUAAGCGUUCUGCUAACCCUCCACACAUCUUCGCUGUAGCUGAUAUCGCCUACCAGUCCAUGGUGUCGUACAACGCAGACCAGUGUGUUGUGAUCAGUGGAGAAAGUGGAGCUGGGAAAACAGAGAGCGCUCAUCUGUUGGUGCAGCAGCUGACUGUUCUUGGGAAGGCCAAUAACCGGACGCUCCAAGAGAAGAUCCUGCUGGUCAACAGCUUAGUCGAGGCUUUUGGGAACGCCUGCACCGUCAUCAACGACAACUCCAGCCGCUUUGGAAAGUACCUGGAGAUGAAGUUCACCUGUGGAGGAACUGUGGUCGGAGCGCAGAUAUCUGAGUACCUGUUGGAGAAAUCCAGAGUCAUCCACCAAGCUGUUGGGGAGAGGAACUUCCACAUCUUCUAUUACAUUUACGCCGGCCUCGCUGACAGGAAGAAACUCGCCCACUACAAACUCUCCGACAGCAAAACACCUAAGUAUUUGUGUAAUGACCACAUUAAACUUGGACCUGACAUAGUGAGCAACAGCUUCUACAAGGAGCAGUUUGAUGCGGUGGAGCAGUGUUUCAAAGUCAUUGGAUUCACCCUGGAGGAGCUGGGCAGCGUUUACAGCACUCUGGCUGCCAUCCUCAACUCUGGUGAUAUUGAGUUUUCUCCGGUUGCCUCGGAGCAUCAAACAGACAAGAGCAUCAUCUCCAACAUUUCUGUCCUGGAGAACGUGGCGUCCCUGCUGUGCAUCCGCUCAGAUGAGCUCCAGGAAGCCCUGACCUCCCACUGUGUUGUGGCCCGAGGGGAGACGAUCGUCAGGCCCAACACGGUGGAGAAGGCGGGGGAGGUGAGGGACGCCAUGGCCAAGGCACUCUACGGCCGCCUCUUCAGCUGGAUCGUGAACCGCAUCAACGCGCUGCUGAGACCCGAUAGCAACCUGGGAGAGGAGGACAAGGGCCUGAACAUCGGCAUCCUGGACAUCUUUGGUUUCGAGAACUUCAAGAAGAACUCCUUUGAGCAGCUCUGCAUCAACAUCGCCAACGAGCAGAUCCAGUUUUACUUCAACCAGCACAUCUUCGCCUGGGAGCAGGAUGAGUACCUGAACGAGGAGGUGGAGGCUCGGAUGAUCGAGUACGAGGACAACCGGCCUCUCCUGGACCUGUUCCUACAGAAACCCAUGGGGAUGCUCUCACUUCUGGACGAGGAGAGUCGCUUCCCACAGGCCACCGACCAGACACUCGUAGACAAAUUCGACGAUAACCUCAAGACAAAAAGCUUCUGGAGACCAAAGAGGGUCGACCUCGGCUUUGGCAUCCACCACUACGCUGGAAAGGUGAUCUACAACGCCGCAGGCUUCUUAGCCAAGAACAGAGACAUGCUCCCAGCCGACAUCAUCCUGCUGCUGAGGUCGUCAGAGAACGAGCUCACUCGCAAACUGGUCACCCAUCCCCUCACCAAAACUGGCAACCUUGCCCACACCAAGGGUAAAGGCAUAAACACCUUGCGGACGCCGUCACGCACCAUCACCUUCGCCAAGCCGGGUGAUCCUGGAGACACGCCGUACCAUCCAAGAGAAACCACCAACAUGAGAACGCAGACAGUGGCGUCCUACUUCAGAUACUCUCUGAUGGAUCUGCUGUCCAAGAUGGUGGCCGGGCAGCCUCACUUCGUCCGCUGUAUCAAACCAAACAACGACCGCCACGCCAACAAGUUUGACCGGGAGAAGGUUCUGGUUCAGCUGCGAUAUACCGGAGUCCUGGAGACGGCAAAGAUCAGACGACAGGGCUACUCCCACCGCAUCCUGUUUGCUAACUUCAUUAAGAGGUACUACAUUUUGGCUUUCCAUGCUCACGAGGAGCCAGACGUCACUCCAGAAACAUGUGCUGCAAUACUGGAGAAAGCCAAGCUGGAGAACUCGGCGAUGGGGAAGACAAAGGUGUUCCUUAAGUACUACCACGUUGAACAUCUGAACCUGAUGGUGCAGCAGGCCACACAGCGGAUUGUCCUGCUGCAGGCCUACGUCAGAGGCUGGCUGGGGGCAAAGCGAUACCGACGGAUCUUAAAAGAGCGACAACAAAGUGCUCUGGUGCUGCAGUCAGCUUACAGAGGUCAUAAAGCUCGGAAGAAGGUGAAUGACGACAAAAGCAAAGCAAAGUUUGAGGCCGUCAUUAUUCAGUUUCAGGCUGUCUGCAGGGGCUACCUUGCAAAAAAGAAAUACAAGGAGUUGGUGGAUGAAAAGAACAAUGCUGCAACCAAGAUCCAGGCCCGCUUCAGAGGGCACAAGGAGAGGAAGAAUUUCAAAGGAAAAAGGGAAGCCAAAGAGAAAGAAAAAGCAGAGAAGGCCGUCGAAGAAAAAGAGCAAGCGACUCCUGCACCAGAGAAGACCCCUGAUGAAGCAGAUUCCCCGACUUCAAGCGAUGAAGCAAACAACGAGGAAGAGGAAACCAAGGCUGCCGUGGUUCUCCAGAGUAACUUCAGGGGCUACAAAGAGAGAAAAAAGUUUAAGGAAAGAAAAAAGGCAGAGACUGAAUCAGAGGUUCAACAGAAUGCAGUGAUGGAAAAUCAAGUUGAGACAGAACCUACAAGCAAUGACGAGAGCGGGGAAAAGACAGGUGAUAACAAAGAGGAGAACGAUGAAGAUGAGAGUACAUAUGAAGCAGAGGAGAAUUUCGACAGCGAUGACACAGAGGUGCCAGAUGAUGAAGAACAUACGGAAGUGGACGAAGACGCACCGAUUGAGGACGCAGUGGCAGCAGAUGUCUGGCAAGAAGAGCAGGAGAACAAGUUGCAGAAUGGACAGGAAGAGUCAGUCACCAUGGAAGAAGAAACCAAGGCUGCCACUGUUCUGCAGAGUAACUUCAGAGGUCACAAAGAGAGGAAGAGGUUGCAGGAAGAAGGGAAGAUCCCUGCUAAGAAUCAGAAAGCGAAAAGUCCUGAGAGAGAAGCUGUUUCUUCAAGUGAUGUCAAAACAGAAGAUCAAGACGAAGCCAAAGCAGCAGUGGUACUCCAGAGCAACUUCAGAGGCCACAAGGAGCGCAAACGACUCGAGGAGGAAGGAAAGAUCCCCAAAAAGAGGAAGAAGGAGGUACAAAAACCAGUGCCAGAAGCAGCACCUGAGGAGGAGAAAGCUGCGACCGUCCUGCAGAGUAACUUCAGAGGCCAUCGAGAGCGCAAAAAAAUGAAAGCAGAGAGAGAAGCUAAACAUAAAGCGAAGGAAGAGGUUGAUUAUGACAUGGCAGAGGAGGCAACGGAGGACACUGUGGAUAUAUCUGAUGUGGUGAUCGAACGUAAAGAUGAGACGGAUUGAAAAGGAAGGCUCGAGGAAGAGCAGGCCGCUGUGAAAAUCCAGAGCAACUUCCGAGGUUAUAAAGACAGAAAGAACCUGAAGGCCAACAAGCAAUCAGCAAAGACAGAAGCUGCUCAGCUUUUUCAACAGAUCACAAAGGUUUCCCAGGACUUCGUGGCCCUGCAGCACAAGUUGAAUGAAAUCAUCGAGGCCCAUCAAUCGAACCCCGAGAAGAACGGCAUGUUUGUGAGAGGAAAAACAAUGAACGGCCAUGCUAACCAGAACAACCAAUCAACUGAUAAGAGAAUGUCUCGGACCCCCCGCAGGACCCAGCAGCCAAAGACCCUCAACACCCCGGAGGACUCCACCUAUUACAACUUAAUCCAUCGGUCUGUCCAGGACGAUAAACGAAAGCCCAGGAAAGAGGAUCCAGGGAAGCUGCUGGAUGUGGACGACCAGUACUACAGAGAACUGUCCACCAGCAGGUCUGAGCCGUCCCUCCCCACAGAGUACGCGUCCCCCAGCACCACGCCAGAGAGACGGAUGUCCGUAGAGAGGAGAAAGUCAAUGGACAGGAGGAGGUCCAUGGACAGGAGACAUUCUUCUGUAGCCAGCAGGCAGCCCCGAGAGCGUGCCGUCACCGAACCACGACCUCCAAAGCGUGCAAAUGACAACAGGCGCUCUGUUCCCAGAAUGCCCUCCACCGAGAGUCAUGCUGAGGAGAACCCGUACGACUUCAGACACCUACUGAGGAAGACCUCCCAGAGACGAAGGCUCAUCAAACACUACUGAACACAUGACUUUUUUUAAGCCGUUUGGCACACAGUCCAUCCAGAUCUGUAUAUUUAUGAGUAUGUGUUUCAUCACAACUGUUUAGCUAAUGACUAGAACGUCUGACUGCUUGAUCAUCCAUCACCACCAGUCUUAUUCAUCUACAUGCAGCUUAGACAGGAUGACGCUUUAUGUAAAUAAUAAACACCUUUAACACUGGCUGUAAAUUAAGGUUUUAUUUAUGUAGCUUGUAAAGUAGACUAUGCUCAUUUUGCUGCAUCAGUUUCCGGCUUGGCUUGAAUUCAUCCAUAAACAUU